UCACCCUUUAAAGGAGGGCCCGGCCGCGGCGCAGCACCGAGGACAGGGGCAGCUGGAGCUCUCCCGCUCCUUCCUCCUCCCGUCGCGGCGUCUGCAAGGAGCCCAGCCCAGGGGACGAUGGAGCCUGAGGAGUACAGACGGCGCGGGAGAGAGAUGGUGGAUUACAUCUGCCAGUACCUGAGCACCGUAAGGGACCGGCGGGUGACCCCGGACGUGCAGCCCGGCUACCUGCGUGCCCAGCUGCCCGCAAACGCCCCGCAGGAGCCUGACAGCUGGGACAGCAUCUUUGGGGACAUCGAACGCAUCAUCAUGCCUGGGGUGGUGCACUGGCAGAGCCCGCACAUGCAUGCCUACUACCCAGCCCUCACCUCUUGGCCGUCCCUGCUGGGGGACAUGCUGGCCGAUGCCAUCAACUGCCUGGGCUUCACUUGGGCGUCCAGUCCUGCGUGCACGGAGCUGGAGGUGAACAUGAUGGACUGGCUGGCCAAGAUGCUGGGACUCCCUGACCACUUCCUGCACGGCCACCCCGGCAGCCAAGGCGGCGGCGUCCUGCAGAGCACGGUCAGCGAGUCCACCUUGAUCGCUCUCCUGGCAGCGAGGAAGGACAAAAUCCUGGAGAUGCAAAAGUCGGAGCCUGACGCCGACGCGUCCUCUCUGAACGCCCGUCUCGUCGCCUACGCAUCCGACCAGGCUCACUCCUCGGUGGAGAAGGCAGGCUUGAUUUCCCUCGUGAAGAUCAGAUUCCUGUCUGUGGACGACAACUUCUCUCUCCGGGGGGAAGUGCUCCAGAGGGCCAUCGAGGAAGACAGGCGGCGGGGCCUGGUGCCUGUGUUUGUCUGUGCAACACUAGGGACCACUGGGGUCUGUGCAUUUGACUGCCUGUCCGAGCUGGGUCCCAUCUGUGCCAGGGAGGGGCUGUGGCUCCACAUCGAUGCUGCUUAUGCGGGCACGGCCUUCCUGUGCCCCGAGUUCCGGGGGUUCCUGGAGGGGGUGGAGUUCGCGGACUCCUUCACCUUCAACCCGUCCAAGUGGAUGAUGGUGCACUUCGACUGCACGGGAUUCUGGGUGAAGGACAAGGUGAAGCUGCAGCAGACCUUCAGCGUGAACCCCGUCUACCUCAGGCACGCCAACUCGGGCGCGGCCACCGACUUCAUGCACUGGCAGAUUCCCCUGAGCCGGCGGUUUCGCUCUAUUAAACUCUGGUUCGUGAUUCGGUCCUUCGGGGUGAAGAAUCUCCAAGCCCAUGUCAGACAUGGUAUUGAAAUGGCGAAGGUAUUUGAGUCUUUGGUCAAAAAUGAUCCUUUCUUUGAAAUUCCUGCCAAGAGGCACCUCGGCCUGGUGGUUUUUCGUCUAAAGGGUCCUAAUUGUCUCACAGAAAGUGUGUUAAAGGAAAUAGCCAAAGAUGGCCGACUCUUCCUCAUCCCGGCCACUGUCCAAAACAAGUUGAUAAUUCGUUUCACAGUGACAUCCCAGUUCACCACCAGGGAUGACAUCCUGAGAGACUGGAAUCUCAUUCGAGAUGCUGCCACGCUUGUCCUCAGUCAGCACUGUACUUCCCAGCCGAGCCCUCAAACCAGGGGCUACAGAGCCUUGGCUGGUGGAACGCCCCUUCCGUCUGUCAAUGGAGGGGGAGAUGACCCAGCCCAGGCCCGGAAGAUCAUCAAGCAGCCACAGCGUGUGGGCACCAGUCCUAUGAAGAGAGAAGACAGCUGCCAUCUUGAAAUCCUGGUGGACCCACUGGAUGACUGCUUUUCAGAAGAGGCCCCGGACGUCACCAAGCACAAGCUCUCCUCCUUCCUGUUCAGUUAUCUGUCUGUGCAGAAUAAGAAGAAGACGGUGCGGUCCCUCAGUUGCAACAGCGUGCCAGUGAGCGCCCAGAAGCCAUUCCCUGCCGAGGGCUCGGCUAAGAACGGGGGAUCCUCCAGGGUCAGGCUCUUCUCCAGGUUCCCAGAAGAGAUGAUGCUGCUGAAGAAAAGUGCCUUCAAAAAGCUGAUCAAGUUCUACAGUGUCCCCAGCUUUCCCGAAUGCAGCUCACAAUGUGGGCUCCAGCUGCCCUGCUGCCCUUUGCAGGCCAUGGUGUAGACCAGGAUCUUCAACGAGUCCAAUGGCGUGUGCUUCAGGGAGUCUGUGAACCCCUCACAAUUGUGUGCAGAGUCUGUGUGCUUAUGUGCAUGUGCAUUUUUCUUGCCAGUGAGUCUAUCAUUUUGGUCAGUUUCUCACAGGGUUCAUGACCCGCCAUAGGAUACAAGUAGAGAGUUUUAGGCAGAAUGAUCCAGAAGGUUCCAGAAGCUCAUCAGCAGCAAGGGCCAGGGGCAGCACACUAAUGAGCAGCAUCUAUGGUUCACCUUGUGAUGUGAAAUAGACCAUAGAAAUAAAUGUGCUUGUUCCUGAACCAA
Messenger RNA from Chinchilla lanigera (long-tailed chinchilla), 2396 nucleotides. It is a transcript of the gene Hdc, whose product is annotated as histidine decarboxylase. Gene Ontology annotation, biological process: histamine biosynthetic process; L-histidine catabolic process. The coding region runs from base 118 to 2082 and encodes 654 amino acids. Gene Ontology annotation, molecular function: histidine decarboxylase activity; pyridoxal phosphate binding. Lineage: Eukaryota; Metazoa; Chordata; Mammalia; Rodentia; Chinchillidae. The transcript is spliced from 12 exons. The record is from RefSeq and is a predicted model, not a curated record.